AGAGAACGCUCUCAUCGUCAGUACUCAUUUUAACGUAACAGAAGAUACGUCGUGGAUUAUAAUUUGUUUCGACAACUCUCUAACGAAUAGACCUUAGAAUUGUUUUAAUAUAGAAACCAUGAAGACGCUAUUACUUUUAGUUGCAAUAGCAUUUGUUACGGCGCAAGCUAUUUCUUUCUUUGAGUUGGUCAAUGAAGAAUGGACUACUUUCAAGAUGGAGCAUAACAAAAUUUAUAAAAAUGAUGUUGAAGAAAGAUUUAGAAUGAAAAUAUAUAUGGAUAAUAAACACAAAAUUGCUAAACACAAUGGUAAUUAUGAAAUGAAGAAGGUUUCGUACAAGUUAAAAAUGAACAAAUAUGGAGAUAUGCUUCAUCAUGAAUUUGUGAAUGUAUUAAAUGGUUUUAACAAAUCCAUAAAUACUCAGUUGAGAUCUGAAAGAUUACCUGUAGGAGCUGCAUUUAUUGAACCUGCAAAUGUAGAAUUACCUCGGUCGGUAGAUUGGAGAGAACGCGGAGCUGUUACCCCGAUUAAAGAUCAAGGACAUUGUGGUUCAUGCUGGUCAUUCUCUGCAACUGGAGCAUUAGAGGGGCAACACUUCCGACAAAAGGGAGUUUUAGUUUCUUUAAGCGAACAGAAUUUAAUUGAUUGUUCUGCAAAAUAUGGUAAUAAUGGAUGUAAUGGCGGAUUAAUGGAUCAAGCUUUUCAAUACAUCAAGGACAAUAAAGGUCUAGAUACAGAAAUAACUUAUCCGUAUGAGGGUGAAGACGAUAAAUGCCGAUAUAAUGCAAGAAACACUGGUGCUUCCGAUAUCGGUUAUACGGACAUUCCUGAAGGAGAUGAAAAAAAACUUAAAGCAGCAGUAGCCACUGUAGGACCAAUCUCUGUUGCCAUUGAUGCUUCUCAUCAAUCUUUCCAAUUUUAUUCCGAAGGGGUUUAUUACGAACCUGAGUGUUCUUCGGAAGAACUGGAUCAUGGGGUACUGAUAGUAGGGUAUGGAACAGACGAUAAUGGUCAGGAUUAUUGGUUGGUGAAAAAUAGUUGGGGAGAAAGCUGGGGUGAUAAGGGAUACAUCAAGAUGGCCAGAAAUAAAAACAACCAUUGCGGUAUUGCUUCCACUGCUAGCUACCCUCUUGUUGGAUCUCGAGGAUGAUUUAAAUAUUUUUUUACGAAUAAUUUUAAGACAUAAGUAAAUAUGAACUGCAAACCUGUAACAAUUUUCCUUCUAUUAAUGAUAAGUGUUUGUCUGUAUUUUACAUUUAAUAAGUUUUUAUUUCUGCAUCGUAAGGAUUAAUAUAUAUUUUUUCAAUAAAAUGAAUGAAGGCAA
Molecule: messenger RNA, 1324 nt
Organism: Osmia bicornis bicornis
Lineage: Eukaryota; Metazoa; Arthropoda; Insecta; Hymenoptera; Megachilidae
Gene: CtsL1
Product: procathepsin L
Exons: 7
Coding region: 119-1150 (343 amino acids)
Biological process (GO): immune response
Cellular component (GO): lysosome
Molecular function (GO): cysteine-type endopeptidase activity
Source: RefSeq, a predicted model, not a curated record